AGCCGCUUUGAUCUUCAACAUUCUGUCAUCAGGUCUAUAUGAAGUCUACAGCCUGUCAGAACAUCACAGACCUGCACAGAGAGACCAACAGACAACCAAUGCUGCCAGUUCAUCUGUUCAGAGACAACACAGAACUUCCUACAGCCUACAGCCAGACUCUGCAGAUGAUGGCAACUUACGACUCCAUGCACCAAAGCGGUAGGGCUGUUGGACAACUGCCAGCUGCGUAUCAGGCGUACUGGAUGGACGGCCACGCGCCUCACCAUGAAAUCUGCCACCUCAUCGACCUGUUGGCCACGGCGAAGGACGUGGACGGGGACAAAGAGGCAAAGAAAAAUGUGGAGAGACCGCAAAAGUAUGGUGAGGCAGAAACCGCCAGCAGCGCAGAGGUUGCCACUGAGGUGAGAAAUGACGCCCGGCAGGUGAAGAACAAAGACCUUCAGAGCCAGGAGAAGCUCACCGCCGAGCUUCAGGAGGAGAAGAAGAAAAACAAGGUUCUCCGAGCAGAGAUGGAGAAACUCAUGGCCGAUGCCAAGGAGAUCAGGUGGAUGUAUGCGACUGAUGUUGUCACCGUCAGGCAGCUUGCUGACCGACUCCAGCAAAAGCUUCAGAAAGAGGUAAAGUCUCACGAAGACAGAGUGUCCCAGGAUGAGCUCCUGGUGCAAACCCUGAGGGAUGAGCAGGAUGCCCUCCGUCGACAGAUGGCUGAGCAGAUCGGACUCCUGCAGCAAAACGCUUCUGAGCGGGAAACAGUUUUGCGCGAAGAGAUGGAGAGGCUCAGAACUCAGCUCAUUGUUGAGAUCUCACUCAACCGUGAGCUCAAGGAAUUCUAGGGGGCGAAGCCGGUGGAAAAGACUGAGGAUGAGCAGGAGACUGAACCAUCCAGGCCGGAGGAGUCCACCUCCAACGCUCCCCCCGAUCCAGAGCUCAACGAGUCUGAACCAUCCAGGCCGGAGGAGUCCACUUCCAACGCUCCCCCCGAUCCAGAGCCCAACGAGUCUGAACCAUCCAGG
Scophthalmus maximus (turbot) is the source of this 1013-nucleotide messenger RNA. Its product is annotated as reticulocyte-binding protein homolog 2a-like. Bases 39 to 833 code for a protein of 264 amino acids. NCBI's taxonomy places the organism in Eukaryota, Metazoa, Chordata, Actinopteri, Pleuronectiformes, Scophthalmidae. The record is from RefSeq and is a predicted model, not a curated record. The transcript is spliced from 2 exons.